AUGUACACUUUGUUUUCUGAAUUUUCACUUCCAUUUCGAUAUUUUCUUUUAUCUAUCUAUCUAUCUAUCUAUCUAUCUAUCUAUCUAUCUAUCUCAGUCUGUUCAUAUCUAUCUAUCUAUCUAUCUAUCUAUCUAUCUAUCUAUCUAUCUCAGUCUGUUCAUAUCUAUCUAUCUAUCUAUCUAUCUAUCUAUCUAUCUAUCUAUCGCAGUCUGUUCAUAUCUAAACACCCGUCUCGCUUUCUCUCUCCCUUCUUUCUUUUGUUUAAAUAUAUCAAUUUUUCUCUCAGUUAUUCUCUUUUUGUCUAUGUCCUUAUCUCUUUUCCUCUUACUCCCUUUCUCUCUCCCUCUUUCUCUUUCUUUCUUUAUCUAUCUAUCUAUCUAUCUAUCUAUCUAUCUAUCUAUCUAUCUAUCUAUCUAUUCUGGUCUCUUCCUGUCUGUUCCACGCACGUUUUCUUCCAUUUUUCUCGCCUUGUAAUUGUAUUUUUUCCGUUUGAAACACAGCAGCCGAUAAUAUCUUUUUCUUUAUUCGCUCUUUUUUUCAUUAAACCGGCUUCCAUAAUGGCGGCUCUCCUUAGGAAGUUCAUAUUCUAUCUAUCUAUCUAUCUAUCUAUCUAUCUAUCUAUCUAUCUAUCUAUCUCGGUCUUCAUUAUCUAUCUAUCUAUCUAUCUAUCUAUCUAUCUAUCUAUCUAUCUAACAAACGAUAUAUUGCGUUAUGGAGGUGACAUGUUCAUUUUAUUUCUAUCUAUCUAUCUAUCUAUCUAUCUAUCUAUCUAUCUAUCUAUCUAUCUAUCUAACAAACGAUAUAUUGCGUUAUGGAGGUGCCAUGUUCAUUUUAUUUCUAUCUAUCUAUCUAUCUAUCUAUCUAUCUAUCUAUCUAUCUCGGUCUUCAUUAUCUAUUUAUCUAUCUAA
Molecule: messenger RNA, 909 nt
Organism: Acanthosepion pharaonis
Lineage: Eukaryota; Metazoa; Mollusca; Cephalopoda; Sepiida; Sepiidae
Source: the annotation of a GenBank genome assembly